Caenorhabditis elegans is the source of this 1662-nucleotide messenger RNA. RefSeq names its product Mannose-1-phosphate guanylyltransferase catalytic subunit beta (gene tag-335). Gene Ontology annotation, molecular function: GTP binding; transferase activity; mannose-1-phosphate guanylyltransferase (GTP) activity. NCBI's taxonomy places the organism in Eukaryota, Metazoa, Nematoda, Chromadorea, Rhabditida, Rhabditidae. The coding region runs from base 220 to 1317 and encodes 365 amino acids. The transcript is spliced from 5 exons. Gene Ontology annotation, biological process: GDP-mannose biosynthetic process. The record is from RefSeq and is marked reviewed.
CUUUUUUUGUUUCAUACUUGUUUUCUUUGUGCCAGAAACGCGCCCCAUUGUGAAACAACACGACAAAAAGCUGAGUACAACGUGGAAUUAGCAUGCACUCAGUUGUUCCAACAGCUUUUGCCAUUUCCUAGUUUUCCAAAGCUUUCGAAAAUCGUUUUUGCAUUCAUAAUGAUGAAAAAUUAUUGGAUAAAGCAAAAGGUUGUUUCACCACUUCCAUCAAUGAAGGCGCUGAUUCUAGUCGGAGGAUACGGAACACGGUUGAGGCCGCUUACACUAACCCAGCCAAAACCUCUGGUCGAAUUUGCCAACAAGCCGAUGAUGUUGCAUCAGAUGGAAGCGUUGGCUGAAGUAGGAGUCGAUACAGUUGUUCUCGCUGUCAGUUACAGAGCAGAACAGUUGGAGCAAGAAAUGACAGUUCAUGCAGAUAGACUUGGAGUCAAACUGAUAUUCUCUUUAGAAGAGGAACCUCUGGGAACUGCUGGCCCACUGGCUCUUGCUCGAAAACAUUUGGAAGGCGAUGCACCGUUUUUCGUUUUGAACAGCGACGUAAUUUGUGAUUUUCCCUUCAAACAAAUGGUUGAAUUCCACAAGAAUCACGGAAAAGAAGGAACAAUUGCCGUUACAAAAGUAGAAGAACCAUCGAAAUAUGGAGUAGUAGUUUUCGAUCAAGAUAAAGGAAAAAUUGAUGAUUUUGUGGAGAAACCACAGGAAUACGUUGGUAACAAGAUCAAUGCAGGUCUCUACAUUUUUAGCUCCAAAAUUCUCGACCGCAUCCCACUGAAACCUACUAGUAUCGAGAAGGAAAUUUUCCCCGAAAUGGCAUUCUCUGGAAAUUUGUACGCUUUUGUACUUCCUGGCUUUUGGAUGGAUGUAGGUCAACCGAAAGAUUUUCUCAAAGGAAUGUCCCUUUUCCUAAAUCAUUGUCAUACUACAAAAUCCGAUAAACUCGAAACAGGAUCAAACAUACAUCCAACAGCUACUAUUCGUGGAAAUGUGAUGGUUGACCCAUCGGCUACUGUUGGAGAAAAUUGUGUGAUUGGGCCAGAUGUCGUUAUUGGUCCACGUGUGAAGAUCGAAGGUGGAGUUCGAAUCCUGCACUCGACAAUUCUUUCCGAUUCGUCAAUUGGCAACUAUUCAUGGGUUUCUGGAAGUAUAGUUGGUCGAAAAUGUCACAUUGGAAGCUGGGUUCGUAUCGAGAAUAUUUGUGUUAUUGGAGAUGAUGUGGUUGUAAAGGAUGAAUUAUAUCUCAACGGUGCCAGUGUCUUGCCACACAAGUCGAUUGCUGUGAAUGUUCCGUCGAAAGACAUUAUUAUGUAAAAUAUAUCAAUUUUAUUGAUUCUUUAUCGCACUCUUUAGUCAUAACUCAUUUUACCAAAGUGCCAACUUUCAAACUUGUGAUAUUUAUUGUAUUAUUUGAAUUAAUUUAAUUAUGUGAAAAUCAGUUUUUGUUUCCUGAUAGGCGGGCUAAAAAUCCAAAUUUUCUCUUUCCACUUACUCGAAAAUCUAAAAUCUAUAGAUUAAUCUAUACAAUCUACUGGGUGAUUAAUUGUAUUCUUCAGGAAUUUUAUUGUUUUUAUUUAUUUUUAAUCAUGGCAUGUUUUUCUUUCUCUGUUUUCUUGAUUGCGCCGGUUGAUUUCUUGUUAAAUAAAUUAUUGUGGUUAU